UCGCCAUUUCAGAUUCAGGGGAGCCGUAACUCCCGCGGAGGAACUAGGUCAAUCGAGCGGAGGUACCAGGCUCUGGCCGUUUCUUGACCGAAUACAUCCUCUCACUCUUCUACAUCGUCAAACGGCUCGGUUAUUGUGUUCCGAUGCGUGUUGUCUGGUUGGUGCGAAUGAGUUUUUCCAGCGUGGGCCCGGGCUGAAGUGUCAAGACUACCAGUUGUCGGAUUUUCCUGCUAACAGCUAGCGAGCUAGCUGUGUGUAAACAACGAGGAUGAAGCGGAUGAAAGGAGCUGAGGAGGGCAGCAACAGCUCCUCUAGUAAGAGCCCACCAGAGGCUCGCAAGAAGGUUCGGAAGCAGAUGAGAGAGGAGUCGGAGGCAGUGGCGGCAAGCGAGUCACUAGACUGCGAAUGGGCACGGCUGCCUCAGGAGCUCCUGCUCCACAUCUUCCAGUACCUCCCACUGCUGGACCGGGCUUAUGCUUCUCAGGUGUGUCGCAGGUGGAACCAGGCUUUCCACAUGCCCGAGCUGUGGAGAUGCUUUGAGUUUGAGCUUAACCAGCCUGCAAGCUCUUACCUGAAAGCCACACAUCCAGACCUCAUCAAGCAGAUCAUAAAGAGGCACUCCAAUCACCUGCAGUAUGUCAGCUUCAAGGUGGACAGUAGUACAGAGUCUGCAGAAGCAGCAUGUGACAUUCUUUCACAGUUGGUGAAUUGCUCACUGAAGACUUUGGGGCUCAUCUCAACAGCCAGGCCCAGUUUUAUGGAGGUUCCAAAGUCUCAUUUCAUCUCAGCUCUGACUGUGGUGUUUGUCAACUCCAAGUCGCUGUCUUCGCUGAAGAUUGACGACACGCCAGUUGAUGAUCCGUCUCUGAAGGUGCUGGUGGCCAACAACAGUGACACCCUGAAACUGCUGAAGAUGAGCAGCUGCCCUCACGUCUCUCCAGCAGGAAUCUUGUGCGUGGCAGACCAGUGUCACGGGCUGAGAGAGCUAGCACUGAACUACCACCUCCUGAGUGAUGAACUCCUGCUGGCCCUCUCUUCGGAGAAACACGUCCACCUGGAACACUUGCGUAUCGAUGUUGUGAGCGAGAACCCUGGCCAGCACUUCCACACCAUCAAAAAGAGCAGCUGGGAUGCCAUGGUGCGGCACUCGCCCAAAUUCAACCUGGUCAUGUACUUCUUCCUAUAUGAGGACGAGUUCGGCCCUUUCUUUAAUGAGGAGAUCCCGGUCACACACCUCUACUUCGGCCGCUCAGUCAGCAAGGAAGUCUUGGGCCGCGUUGGCCUCCACUGCCCCCGUCUGGUGGAGCUGGUGGUGUGCGCCAACGGUCUGCGUCCUCUUGAUGAGGAGCUGAUCCGCAUCGCAAAGCACUGCACCCAGUUGUCGGCCAUCGGCCUGGGUGAGUGCGAAGUUUCCUGCAGCGCUUUUGUAGAGUUUGUCAAGAUGUGUGGGCGGAGGCUGUCGCAGCUGUCCAUCAUGGAGGAGGUGCUGAUUCCCGAUCACAAAUACUCCCUGGAUGAGAUUCACUGGGAGGUUUCGAAGCACCUGGGCCGGGUCUGGUUCCCAGACAUGAUGCCGACCUGGUAAAGUAAAGCCAGAGAGGAGUUUGAGUACGUGGUGUCGAACAGUCACAGCCUCCAUGUUUGCACUGAAAAGCCUUUAAAUGCUCAGCUGUAGUGGAAUAUUUGGUGCCAACAUGGAGAGUAUAAGCUUGCUGAGCCCCUGUGUGGAGUGCUGUGCAGGGGAAUAAUGUGGCACCCAACUUCUACACAAUGUUAUCAUGUAGUGCUAACACCACAAAAAUCUCUGCCUGUCAGCUUCUGUGGACUGUGGAAUCCGGCUUUGUCUGAUGCAGAGACAGAAAAGGGCCGGCUGGCUUCUUCACAUAUUAAACAAUCAGCACACAGACCAGCGUGGGUGGAAAUAUUUGACUAAGAAAAGCAAUGUUUUUAUAACUGCAAACUGAGUUAUAUGGACAUUGUAGCUUGGUUAUGAUAAUCUAUAUAAUGAGAGAUGUCAGUGUGUGUAUGUGUGCUUAUGUGUGUCUGUGCGCGCGCGUGUGUUCUCAAUGUUUUUUAACAUUGUGGAGUAAUUGGGGACAAUUAGGUGCACAAUUGCAUGUUGUUAGACUACCACUUGGCCUACUUAAAUCCAGUCUGAGAUAGCAGCUCUGUACUCUGUAACACAAUAAGGCAUUGGAGGUUUCCUAAUGACUGCAAUGUUAUUUGCAUAUAUGAUUUGUUUUGAAGGUGUAAUUGAGCGUGAAUUCACUUCAUUUUGCAGUAGAGUGGCUGGGUCCUUCACCUCAUUUUAAACUAAUUUAAACAGCAGUAGUGUUGAUGACAUCUUGCUUUUCUUCCUCGCCCGAGCGCAGUCACGCAUCAGAGAAGAUGGUUGAUCUUUGAAAAUGUUAGAAGUUGACCAGCAGAGGAAAAAACAGAACAUGUGUAUAUAGGUCUCUAUAUUUGUGAUGUGAAGGUGUACAAUGUUGAUUGAUGUCAUGGGUUUUUUAUUUUCUCCAACAUAUGCAGGUAUUUCUUUACUGCAUCGUGCAUCAAUUGGCUUGACAAAUUACUUUCUCUGUUUUUAUUAAGAAGGCUUCUGUACAGUUAUAUUUCCUAAGCACCUUACAUGAAAACCAAAUAAUUGUUCGGACAAACCAUGUCCUCCUACUGUAAUGAAAGCAAGGAAAUGAGCUUUAUAAUAAUGCUCCAAUUAGUCUUAGUUGGACCCAGAUUUUAAUCUUGAUUAUUUACACUGUGCUGGGCUUCUGAUGAGUCAGAUACCAAGAACAGUAUGUUGAAGUAAUUAAGCUGUAAUUAAUGAUUUUUUAAAAAGCAAUCAGAGAAAUGAUUCUAUGUAAAUAUAAACAGUGCACAGACAUGUCUGAAUUUGGAGGUAGAUGUUGGUCUCCAGCCUUCAUAACUCAGAUUGUUUUGUAAUCACAAUAGACUAGCCUCUUCAGCUAUUAGCUUACAGUACACACUGAGAAUGCAAAACUAAUCCUUUGUGUGUCUCAGGUGCAUUAAAUGAAUAUAUUUCCUAUAUAGGUUUCAUUUGUAUCUUCUGCUAUUUGCCUGUUCAAGUUCUAAACCUGUUGUGAAUAUCUGCCCUCCUAUAAGCCCGCAUUUGCUCUGUAUCAUGUUAUCACCUCACACAUACAGGAGAGGAAGCGGUAUUCAUCGUCUCAUUACAAACACAGUCUUUCCAGAUUUCAUUAGUGCUCCUGUCCCAAACAUCCAUUCAUUUCAGUCAAAAGAAAUUGGCAAGUCAGAUGAGUGAAACAAACUUUUUUUCCUUUAAGAAGGAAGUCAAAUGCAUCUGUAUAUAAAACGCUGUGUGUUUGAUUAUUAUGAAUAGAAAUUUACUUAUUUCUUUAUUUCACCCUCUGUCAGGGUUUGAAGUUUCCUUAACAGCUCGUGUCUUUUAUAAAACCAGAGUGCGAGUUAUCCUUUACUAGAUGGAUCUUUUUCAUACUGUAGUCACUAGAGAAGAUAAGCUGCGUAAUUUAUUGAUAUGGAUACUGCUUUUGUAAUUGAUUUUGUGUUUUUCAGUUAGACAAAAAGAAGCAAUCAUUAUAACCAGCAAGCAGACCAGCACCAAGAUUGGUUUUAUUGGUUUUGACCCUUCCACCUGUCACCAUGGUUUUGUUGCAUGCAGGUAGUUCAGGAGUGUUGAGUUCACUACUAUACAAUUUAGCAUUGAUCAACACAAUAGAGAGAUUUUAACAAGGAAGCGCCACACUCCAUUUAGAGAAUUUAACCCACACUAAAACAGAAUUAAAUUGUACUACCCCUGCUUGAAAUUCAGGAAAACGAAGGAGUGCAGAUUUACAUAAUCUCCACACUUAUCAGAAUCCUGAUCAUCUUUUGGAAAAUUUCAAAAAAGUGAAACAUCAAAAGACAACUGGGAUGUACUUAAAAAAACAGCUGGAGUGACAUAGAUUUUAAAAAUCUGUAGAAAUGGGUAGAAGGCACUUCAGAUAUUGAGAAAUUACUUGCAAAUUCACAAAGCUUUUGACUUCUGACAGCAUGUUUUUGAAAGCUGUGUAAUUGAAUGUAAGAUAUAAUUAGUCAAAAAUGUAUUUUUAUAAAUAGUUAUUGGUAGUGAACAAACCUUUGGAUGUCACUGUAUGUCAUAGGAUCUAUGUCAAACCCAGAUUUUGCGUUAUUUUUCCACCAGACAGAAUUCCUUGUAUCCAUAAUUUUCAUGUAAACAUUUCAUGUAGUCAAACAAUAACACAAACUAAAAUGAGACACUUAAUUGCAAGAAGUGCGGUUCCUUCUUUGUAGUAUUUGAACUAACAUAGUCUAUUGAUAGCAUUGGUCUCUGAUCAUUGAAGUAGAUACAUGUGCUGAUUGUCUGUGCUCAUGUACAUUAGCAUCUCAACGGUACAGUAACAUAUCUCCUGAUUGUCUUUCAUCAUUUGUGCAAUGGCUGUGACAGCAGCUCUGAAGUGAAGGCUAUGUCUCAAUAUUCGACUGGUUCUAACCAUUUUCCUUUUGCCUUUAUUGGCUUUUAUUGAAAAAUUCAGCUGAAUGAGUUUAACAUGUUGCACAUAAGCACAGAUUAAGAAGGACAAUCUAUUUAUCUUUCAUUAUAAAAACCCUUUUGUCAAUAACUGUUAUUUUAACCUCAUUGGUUCAGAAGAAUCCUCCAGUAAGUCUUAUUUGGAGUAAACUGGUGUUAAGAAUGCUGUCUUUACUUUAGUUUCUGUAGGGCAAAUGCUUUGUCGACUUUGCUUUACUGGUCACCUGUCUUGAAAUUAAAAUUAUUGUUUUGGAUAUGUGCUCUUAUACCGGUAAUAAAAAUUUGUGAAUGUA
Messenger RNA from Seriola dumerili (greater amberjack), 4821 nucleotides. RefSeq names its product F-box and leucine rich repeat protein 3 (gene fbxl3a). The transcript is spliced from 5 exons. Gene Ontology annotation, cellular component: SCF ubiquitin ligase complex. Gene Ontology annotation, molecular function: protein binding. NCBI's taxonomy places the organism in Eukaryota, Metazoa, Chordata, Actinopteri, Carangiformes, Carangidae. Gene Ontology annotation, biological process: SCF-dependent proteasomal ubiquitin-dependent protein catabolic process; positive regulation of protein ubiquitination. The record is from RefSeq and is a predicted model, not a curated record. The coding region runs from base 269 to 1585 and encodes 438 amino acids.